AUGGCGGAGAGAUUCCCUCCCAGGCCAAUAGAAGGCAAGGGAACACUGGGGCUGCUGAUGCCCACCUGGAUCCUACGUAACGGCUGGCCUUCUCAGGUUCCCCCUGGUCUGGUCCUGGCUGGGAAGCCCUCUCCAGAGGCUGGGCUCUGUUCUAUAAGGUCAAGGAAGGGAGUGGGGAGCAGGAGAGUGCUUUUUGGACUGGGGAAUGACACAGGCUCCCCAGGCUCCAGCCUGUGGGGUAAGAAAGUGGUGUUCAUGGGCCGUCACUGUGUGUGGCAGCUGGAUAAGGGGUGCGUAGUGCCCCCCCUGGAAGAACUCAGUGUGUGUGUGCACCUGCACCGGGAGAUUGCAACAGCUGAGUGGACAGGCUUCGUGUACAAGGCGCCUGGCAAGAGACAGGUAGAGCUGGGGCUGGCAGGCCGAGGAGGGUUCCUGGUGGCAUGGCUGUUUGGGCAUCAGUGGUCCGUACCAGAGGACCUGCCUCUGAAAUGCUGGCACAACAUCUGCCUCACCUGGUCCAUCCACUCCGAGAGGCUCCAGCUCUACAUCAAUGGGAGCAGUCGCCUGGAUGCCCAUGUUAACGCCACCCUGCCCCGGCGACUGGCCCACAAUGGCACCCUGACCCUGGGGGUGUCCCAUAACAUAGUGGGUGGGGUGAUGGAGUUUGAGAAUGGGAAGAACUUCCUGGGGGCCAUCAGCCUGUUCAGGAUGUGGGGGCAUGAGCAGACGGCUGAGGAGCUGAGGGCCCAUAGCUGUGUUGAUGGGAACGUGGUGAGAUGGGACACCAACGACUGGGAUUACCAGAUUUGCCUACCUGAAGAUGACACUAACCUCCAGUGUGGGUCUUUCCCCAAUGUGACAGCCUCUCCUCCCGCUGUCACCAACACCACUCCUGGUUCACCAACCAGCACCAAUAUAUCAGACGCUGUAACCCCUACAGAGACACAGCAACCAUCCCUUGGACUGCCUGUAGGUCCCAUUGGCCUGUCUACAACCAAAGAACCUUCAGACCUCAACUCCACAGGAACAGGCAUUGCAUCCACCUUCUACAGAGUUCAUAUAAAACUGAACAUGACAACUACUGUAACUGGCAACGACCCAAGGAAGACCAUUCAGAAGUGGACUGCUGUGCUGAGACAUCAGAAAAGUGAGUUGGAUGGAGUGACUGAGAAGGCCAAAUGGGGUGAACCAAACCUGAAGGCAUGCAAGCCGGUGAUCACCAUCUCUGAUCUGGACAAUGUCACCGUCACAGCAAACAACUCAGCAGACGUGGUGGACAUGAUUGAGGACCUCCUGGGUGUCGAGGGGGACCUGAGUGACUCCCAGCUGGCCACCGUGGUCCAGAAGCUGGAUGAGGUUCUGGGGGUCAGUACAGUGACCCCUGCCCUUGGCGAGGACAUUGUCAGCAUAAUCGCUGACAUCCUGGGGUCCAGUUCUGACCUAUCAGCGGUCGCCAACAACAUACUGGGUAUCACAGGCAGCGUAGGGGACCAGAUGGAUUUCCCUGAGGAGUCACAAAAUGUGACCGUCCCCUCCCUGGCUCUCUCCAUGAUCAAUGUAGAUCCAGGCCAGUUCCAGGGCCUCACGUUUGGUGUGUCCUCCUUUUCAACUGGCCUUGCUCCAGAGAUCUUUGUCAACCAGACAUUCAUGAGUCAGCCUUCCGACGGCAGAGUGGUGUCCAUCUCUCUACCCCAUGCCCUUCAGAACUUCUUCCCCGAGGAAAACAAAAAAAAGAGAGUUCAGUUCCACUUCUAUGGCAUACAGGAGCUCUUCAGGGUGAUGCCAUCUACAACAUAUGAGGACCCAAAGACCAACUGGACGCUGAAUAGUUACGUGGUGUCUGCCAGUGUCAACAACAGCAAUGUCAGCAACCUAAGGAAUCCCGUGGUGGUGACACUUAGUCACCUCAAGCCCAAAGAGAAAAACGACAAGGUGGCGUGUGUGUAUUGGGACUUCCAGAAGAACAAUGGGAGUGGUGGGUGGGACAGCAACGGCUGUGAGACACUACCAAGCAUCACCGCUUAUCAGACCACCUGCCACUGUUACCACCUGACCCAUUUUGGCGUGCUCCUGGAUGUGUCAAGGACUCCUAUCAGUGAGGCUGACCAGCAGACACUGAUGGUCAUCUCCUACCUGGGCUGUGGUGUGUCCUCCAUCUUCCUGGGCAUCAGCCUGCUCACCUACAUGGUCUUUGAGAAGCUGCGUCGAGACUAUCCGUCUAAGAUCCUCAUCAACCUCACUGUGGCUCUGCUGGGCCUCAACCUGGUUUUCCUGCUGGACUCCUGGCUGUCCUCCUUCGGCUGCUACGGCCUCUGCAUCACCACGGCAGCCACGCUGCACUACUUCCUGUUAGCCUCAUUCACCUGGAUGGGCCUGGAGGCCGUCCACAUGUACUUCGCUCUGGUCAAGGUCUUCAACGUUUACAUCCCCUCCUACAUCCUCAAGUUCUGCGCCCUCGGCUGGGGCAUUCCUCUGGUGAUAGUCAGCCUGGUCCUGGCCAUAGAGAAGGAUGCCUAUGGCAGUGUUCUAUCUGAGGCCUCCCAUGACUCUCUACAGGGCUCUGAGCCAUUCUGUUGGAUGCAGAGUAACGUUUUCUUCUACAUCACCGUCAUGGCGUUCGUGCUACUGGUCCUGGUCUUUAACAUGGUCGUGUUCAUCGUGGUUCUGGUCCAGAUCCGACACAUGCAGACCAAUAAGCCUACAGCUACAGUAAACAAGCGCAGUGCCAUGUAUGAUCUGAGGGCGGUGGCCAGUUUCACCUUCCUAUUGGGUCUCACCUGGCCAAUAGCCUUCUUUACCUGGGGACCGGCCAGGGUACCUAUGCUCUACCUCUUCUCAGUCCUCAACAGUCUGCAAGGGUUCUUUAUCUUUGUGUUCCACUGCUUGAUGAAAGAGAAUGUGAGGAAGCAGUGGAUCCAUCUGUGCUGUGGCCGAUUCAGGCUCAAUGACUACUCAGAUUGGAGCCGCUCCGUGACAGUCGGCGGCAAGACCAAGCAAAACCAGCUGGUGCACCGCUCUCCGUCUGUCAAGUCUGACAACACCUCCUCUAGGAAGAUCUCUGAUGACUCCACUACAGCUAGCUGUAGCUCUGCCCCACCCUACCACCAGGGGGCCUAGUCGAAUGUAGCUCCACCAGGGGGCCUAGUCUAGUUCCACAAGGGGUGUUAACUUGGCUCCACCAGGGGGCCUAGCCGGGCUCACAACACAGGGACACUGAACUUUACAGAGUCCACAAAUGUGCCAUAACACCCCUCACUUGGAACAAUAGGAAACACUUGAGCUCAGGACACCUAAGUUCAGUCCAUUCUGAAUUAUACUGUGAAAAGUCGAGAUACUCUUCUGAUUCUAUCUAAAUGACUAGUAUUCUUCCCACUAACUGCCGUAUGUCUCUCUGCAGUGCAGUCUCGGGAGAUAUACGUUCAUACUCUAUGUACAAGUGUUAGCCUGUUCUGUGCUUUAAAGGCCAUAAGCUCUAUGAAUAAUGUGUAUUAUAAGAAAGGGUGGCAGGUAGCCUAGCGGUUA
Messenger RNA from Coregonus clupeaformis (lake whitefish), 3522 nucleotides. RefSeq names its product adhesion G-protein coupled receptor G4-like. The record is from RefSeq and is a predicted model, not a curated record. Gene Ontology annotation, molecular function: G protein-coupled receptor activity. The transcript is spliced from 20 exons. Gene Ontology annotation, cellular component: membrane. Bases 1 to 3117 code for a protein of 1038 amino acids. NCBI's taxonomy places the organism in Eukaryota, Metazoa, Chordata, Actinopteri, Salmoniformes, Salmonidae. Gene Ontology annotation, biological process: cell surface receptor signaling pathway; adenylate cyclase-activating G protein-coupled receptor signaling pathway.